AUGCUGCUGGGCCCCUGGCUGCUGGCGGCGGCGGCGGCGGUGGCGGCGGCGGGCGCGGGCUGCCCGGUGCUGUGCAGCUGCCGCGGGCAGGCCGUGGACUGCAGCGGGCAGCGGCUCUUCUCCGUGCCCCCCGAGCUGCCGCUGGACACCGGCAACCUGAGCCUGGCCCACAACCGCAUCGCCAGCAUCCCGCCGGGCUACCUGGGCUGCUACGGGCAGCUGCGCGCCCUCGACCUGCGCAACAACUCCCUGGCGGCGCUGCCGGCCGGGCUGUUCCGCGGCGCCCGGCGCCUGGCGCACCUGGACCUGAGCUACAACAACUUCAGCCUGGUGCCCGCCGACAUGUUCCGCGAGGCCAGCGCGCUGCUGCGCCUCGACCUCAGCCACAACCCGGGGCUGCGCCGCGUCCACCCGCAGGCCUUCCGCGGCCUGGCCCAGCUGCGGGAGCUGGACCUGAGCUACGGCGGCCUGGCCGCCCUCAGCCUCGACGCCCUGGAGGGGCUGCCCGGCCUCGUGGGGCUGCGCCUGGGGGGCAACCCCUGGCUCUGCGGCUGCGCCAUGGAGCCGCUCCUCAAGUGGCUGCGGGGCCGCAUCCAGCGCUGCUCCUCGGAUUCGCAGCAGGCCGAGUGCUGGGCUCCCCCCGAGGUGGCGGGGGCCCCGCUGCUGUCGCUGACGGAGGAGAGCUUCCAGGCCUGCCACCUGACGCUGACCCUCGACGACUAUCUCUUCAUCGCCUUCGUCGGCUUCGUCGUCUCCAUCGCCUCGGUGGCCACCAACUUCCUGCUGGGCAUCACGGCCAACUGCUGCCACCGCUGGAGCAAGGCCAGCGAGGACGAGGACGUUUAGGGACCGCCGCUGCCACCGCCGCCGAUUGACCCCCGCCCCGGCCACCCCCCGGCCCGGCCGCCCCCGCGGGGACACCAGACUGUGCCUUGUCCGCGUCCCCUCCUGCCGCCCCCCGUGCCGGGGUGGCCCUCGAGGCGCCGGGGACACCAGGGGACAGCCCUGCUCCCUUCUGCCCCAAAGUGGGGAGUUUUUGCACCCCCCCAUCACCGUGAGCUUGGACCCCCUCCUGUGCUGUUCCCACUACCCAGGACUGGUUGAGGCAGCGAUUUGGGAAUCCCCUGGGAACCCCCCCCAGCUCUGCCUGGGAGAGACAGAGGACAAAGUGUGUGUGUCUUGGGAACCACAGCCACUCUCCUGGGGGCAUCGAGGAAAUCCCUGCUUUCAGCCCCAAAGCAGCACCGCUGGAGCCCCCCAAAUCCUGCACAUACUCUCCAGCCUCCCCAAAAAUCCAGGGGGCCAGGAAGCAUUGCUGACACUCAGCUCGUCACCACUGUUCCAGGGCGUGCCUGCACCUUGCUGGUGACAUCAGGUUGUGCUGGAACAGCACCGGGACCACCAAGCCUGGCAGUGGGAUGGGCUCUGACAUCUCCAGGGGAUGGAAUCUCCCAAGGAUGGCACCUUCCAGGGACUGCAUCUCCCAGAGAUGACAUCUGCCUCCUCUUCGGGGCCAACCCGGGCACCGGCACUGCCCACCCUGGGGGAGGUCUGGGAGCUGGAAGGAGCUCUAAAAAAGGGCAAAACAAGAAAAAAAAAAGCAAAAAGCAGAAAGCCAACGACCCUCUGUCCAGCCGGGACAGCCAUGUCCCCAGUGCCUGUGUCACCUGUCCCUGGUGUCUGUGUCACCCUGUCACUGUGGGAGCACAUCAGUGGGGAGCGGGGCUGGGGUCACCUGAGGGCUGCUUUGUCCCUUCCCCUGUCCCCCAUGGAGGCUGAGUGCAUGGGGAGGGGGGUUUGGUUUAACCCCAGCCCACCCCAAAAGGGCUCCUGCUGCACCCCAGCCUCAGCACUGCCCCCAGGAAAGGGAACUUGGCCUCUGCCUUCUCUGUUUUGUCUGGGGUUUUAUUAUUUUCCUUUCAGUGAGUCCAAGAACCCCCCUGCUCCACACCCCCUGCACCCCCACAACUCCUGCACCCCAGGAUCAGCCACAUGGGCAUGGAGCAUCCACCUGCAUCCCACCAGCUCCUUCCUCUGCCUCACCUCAUCCUCUUCUUUUUGUAUUUAUAUUUAUGUUUUAUUUUCCUUCUCCUUUGUUUCUCCUUCUCUUUUGUUUCUCCUUGUCUUUUGAUUUCCUUUCCUUUCCUUUCCUUUCCUUUCCUUUCCUUUCCUUUCCUUUCCUUUCCUUUCCUUUCCUUUCCUCCCCUUGUCUUCUUAGACUUUUCUUUUCUUUUCUUUUCUUUUCUUUUCUUUUCUUUUCUUUUCUUU
Melozone crissalis (California towhee) is the source of this 2268-nucleotide messenger RNA. It is a transcript of the gene LRRC55, whose product is annotated as leucine rich repeat containing 55. Gene Ontology annotation, cellular component: voltage-gated potassium channel complex. NCBI's taxonomy places the organism in Eukaryota, Metazoa, Chordata, Aves, Passeriformes, Passerellidae. The coding region runs from base 1 to 846 and encodes 281 amino acids. The record is from RefSeq and is a predicted model, not a curated record. The transcript has 2 exons. Gene Ontology annotation, molecular function: voltage-gated potassium channel activity; potassium channel activator activity; transmembrane transporter binding.